Molecule: messenger RNA, 2442 nt
Organism: Haliotis rubra (blacklip abalone)
Lineage: Eukaryota; Metazoa; Mollusca; Gastropoda; Lepetellida; Haliotidae
Exons: 2
Coding region: 1-2292 (763 amino acids)
Cellular component (GO): nucleus
Molecular function (GO): DNA binding
Source: RefSeq, a predicted model, not a curated record
AUGUUUGAUACAUUGCACAAUAAAUACGAUGGAACAAAAUGUGGUCACAAAACCGUUUUUUCGGAAACAGAGGAAAACCGCCUGGCCGACUGGGUGGUGGACAUGUCAAGAAUCGGGUACGGUCGCACCAGGGAAGAACUUUUGACAACUGUGCAAAACAUUCUGGAUGUGGAUAAUCGUGUCAAUCCGUUUAAAAACAAUAAACCAGGAAAGGAUUGGUUUUAUGGCUUCUUAAAGCGACAUCCCAGCAUUUCAGUCUGGACACCACUUCAAUUGGGGAAGGAGCGAGCUAUCGUAACACCAGAGAAAAUUGUCGGCUGGCAUCAAAAUUUCCUUGAUUAUUUUGGUUCAAGUGACAAGACCCAAAUCAAUGUGAUGCCUUAUAUGAGUGCCAGUGGGCAUUAUAUUCCCCCUAUGUUGGUAUUCCCAGGCAAGCGGUUUACUUACAAUGUUUUGGAGGGUUUUGAGAGAGCUGCGAUGGGACGAUCGGACAAUGGUUGGAUGGACAGUGUACUCUUUGUUGACUGGUUGAGGGAUGUCUUCAUUCCUUCAGUCAAGCAUCAAGGAGUACAAUUUCCUGUCCUGUUGUUUGUUGAUGGACAUUCAACACACAUCACAUGGGAUGCAUCAGAAAUUUGCAAAAAGAAUGAUGUAAUUCUUUACUGUUUGCAAGAACAUGCAUCACACUUGAUGCAACCUUUGGACCUUCGCCUAUUCAGCUCGCUCAAAGAGAAUUGGAAGCAAGCCGUUCGUCAGUAUCAGAUGGAACAUGUUGGGGAUUUCGUUACCAAGCAAACUUUUGCCAGAGUUUUUAAGUCUGCAUGGGUGAAAUCAACAACUGUUGACAUUGCCAUUCAUGGCUUCAGAGAUGCAGGUCUCUUCCCCCUGAAUGCAGACGUAGUCCUGAAUACACAUAAGUUGAUCCCCAGCACCAUAUUCUGUUCCGAGAAACCGGAAAGUACGACUAAUGUGAGUUCAUCGUUCUCUGCCACUAACAGAUUCACUCCUCAAGCGUCUGUCUCUCAUGGACAAGGUGAAUCAGGCUCGACUGUCCGACCUACAGUUCAGAUAUCACAGCCGUCAACGUCCACUGCCACUAACAGGUCCACUCCCCCAGCCUCUACAUAUCCUAGACAUGGUGACUCACGUACGGCUGUCCGACCUACAGUUCAGAUAUCACAGCCAUCCACGUCCACUGCCACUGCCAUUUUCACUCCUUCAUCCUCUGCCUAUCCUGGACAUGGUGAAUCACGUACGACUGUCCGACCUACAGUUCAGAUGUCUCAGCCAACAUCCGCUGCCACAAACAGGUCCACUCCGCCAGCCUCUGCCUAUCCUGGACAACGUCAAUCACGUACAAUUGGCCGAAAUACAUGUGAGGUAUCACAGCCAUCCACGUCCGCUGCCACUAACAGGUUCACUCCUCCAACCUCUACAUAUCCCGGACAAGGAGAAUCACGUACGGCUGUCCGACCUACAGUUCAGAUAUCUCAGCCAUCCAUGUCCGCUGCCACUAACAGGUUCACUCCCCCAGUCUCUACAUAUCCUCGACAUCCUACUUAUCGUGUGGCCUCUACUGCGUCUGUGCCCACCAGUCAUGAUUCCACAGAAGUGACACAAGGACAGGAUCAGUUGUCCGUGUUUGAAUCGAUUCUUGGGGAGGACACUGUGAAGCUGUACGAGAAAAGGAAAGCAGAAGGCUACGACGUACCAGACCAUAUGUACCAGAUGUGGUUGAGCUUGAAACAGACCAGCAUAUCGCCAUUCGGGAGAUUUCUCAAUGUGCCGUGUGUACCGCAGAGGAAAAAGAAACGAGGGGGAAGAACACAGUCACUGCCAAAAGCGAUAACGGGAGAUGCCUAUAGGCAGAUUUUGCAGGAUGGAAAAAGAAAGAAAGAAGAGAUUGAACAGCUAAAGGUGAUGAAACGUACAGAAAGGGAAGAGAAAAGAAAGAAGAAAGAAGAGAACCGGGAACAGAAGAAAAGAGUUAGGGACGAGAAACGGCGAUUAAAGGAAGCUGAGAAAGAAAGAGGAAGAGCUGACAGACGCAUGCUUGACACCAGCGAGGAGGAGGACUUCUCUCUAAAUGACUCAACUGAUGUCGAGAUGACCCCCGUCGGACAAACCUCAAAAUUUUAUAAGUGUGAACUAGCAUAUGACAACAGGCCUUUAGCUUGGAUUUCCUGUGAAAAAUGUGAACGUUUGUUUCAUCUCGACUGCACUGAUGUACCUGUUGAUGAUCUCACACCUGAAGAAAUCAUGGACUUUCCGUUUGAAUGCCUUUUCUGCUGAAUUUGUGAAUAGUGAAUGUAUACCUUCAAAUUGCUAUAUUUUGAACAAAAAUGUAGGAAUAUUUCUUCUGUAUUUAGACCUACUGUAUAUAAAAUUACUGAAUUGACAUCGUUAAGUUACAUGUAAGUGGAAUCACAUGUGUUUCCAUGG